This is a messenger RNA of Pseudoliparis swirei, 2088 nucleotides long. RefSeq names its product tetraspanin-7-like. The coding region runs from base 43 to 1140 and encodes 365 amino acids. Gene Ontology annotation, cellular component: membrane. Lineage: Eukaryota; Metazoa; Chordata; Actinopteri; Perciformes; Liparidae. The transcript has a single exon. The record is from RefSeq and is a predicted model, not a curated record.
GAGAGAAAGAGAGGAGUAAAUAAAAAGCAGGGAGGCGAGAUCAUGAGCUCCGCACUGCCUUACAACUCUCUGUCGGCGCGGCCGAGUCCCAGCAGACACGCUCUGGACUGGGAGCAGCAGCAGCUGGCCGUGCGGCGCCACUCCUCGCCGCGGGGUCUCGACCUGCUCUCGCCGCCUCCUCUCCCUCGCCGGCCCUCCGCCAUCCCCGGCUACCUGCUGUCGCCCUACCAGGAGCAGCAGCAGGAGGAGCAGGAGGAGCAGCUGCAGCGGCUCUCCCUGUCGGUGUGCUCCGAGGCCUCCCUGGCGCCCCCCGCGCCUCCACCUGCGGGCGCCGCCGCCGCCCCGCCCUGCUGCCGCGCGGUCGGGGUCAUGCACCUGCUGCGCCUCGGCCUCCUGGCCUUCAGCUGCCUCUUCUGGGCGGCCGGCCUGGCCGUCCUCACGCUGGGCGUGUGGGCGCAGAUCUCCCUGGCGGACUACAUGCUGCUGUCGGCCAACCGCUACCCCAACGCCCCCGUCAUCCUCCUGGCCACGGGGGCGGCCGUCACCGCCUGGGGCUUCCUGGGUUGCCUCGGGGUGGCGGCCAACCUGCCCGGCGUGCUCCGGGCUUACGGUUUCUUCCAGUUCGCCGCGCUCAUCGCCGGUUUGGCGGCGGGACUCUCGGGCCUCUUCUAUCGCGAAGACAUCGCCGGGGGGUUCCGCAGCGGGCUGCAGCGAGCGGUGGCCGGCUACACCGAGGACGAGGGCCGCGCCGACGCCCUGGACGGCCUCCAGAGGGCGCUGCGGUGCUGCGGAGCCGAGGGUUGGCGCGACUGGCUGGCGUCCGACUGGGCCGCCCAGCACGCGGCCUUCCCGCCCAACGACAACGGCACCGCCGUGGCCCUGCCGGACAGCUGCUGCGCGAGGCGCAAGGGAUGCGGCAACCGGCCGCUUCUGUCGGACGACGCCGAAGGCGUGGCGGCGGCGGGGAUCCAUCCGCACGGCUGCUUCCGCAAAGUCUUCAGCUUGGUCAACGACAACGUCUUCCACAUCGCCGCCACCGUGUUGGGAUUGGCCUUCACCCAAGUGGGAGGCAUCGCCCUGGCCUGCCUGCUGGCCAACCGGCUGGCACCGAGACAACACCGGCGCGCGGUGGCACGAUAACGGACGAUUAAAAAACGAUGUAGGCCACCUGCACCAAGGAUGGACCAAUGGUUAGAUGGUUAGGAGUUAGGAGACGACGUGGAAAGAGUAAUGGAGUUGCAGGGGUUCAUGCAGGCGGCACAUGUCAGGUGAUCAGUAUUUGGAGGUCCUCCGAAUCUCGGAAGGUAUGAAACCGUUCCCAACGGCAACAUCAGGAACUGCUUUAUGAAAUAUACGAAACGUUUCAAAUGUAAAGAGAGGAAUCCACUACGACUCCUGUUGAGGAUAUUUUAGGAACAUUAAAGAGCUUCAAGCUGACAUGUCGUAGAAAUCUGAUCCAGACGUUGAUAUCGAAUUACUUUCAGUUCGGUGAGAAAAAAAAUCCGGAUUUCUUAGAAACUAACACUUAAAUAACUUAAACUUAUGGCCCUGACUUACUUAUAGCAUUGUGAAAUUAUCAAAAAGACUCUUGUGUUGCUAAAUGCAAGGACCUGGAGGAUAUUAAUAAAAAAGGAAAUGGGGAUUUAGUGGUUAAAUAAUAAUCAAGGAACCGGCAACUCCUUCCACUUCACAGCUCUUUUACACUUGGGUGAGGCGUGUACAGGUGAGACCACGUUGGGCUACACACUGCAUAUCAAAAAAUAGGUAGAUGAAAGUACAAUGAGACUUUGUUUCGAAAAUGUUUAAGUAUCACCAUGGAUUAAUGUAUAUAUACACUACCGUUCAAAAGUUUGGGGUCAUCCAGACAAUUUCGUGUCUUCCAUGAAAACUCACUUUUAUUUAUCAAAUGAAUUGAAAAUUGAAUAGAAAAUAUAGUCAAGACAUUGACAAGGUUAGAAAUAAUGAUUACUAUUUGAAGUAUUAAUUUUGUUCUUCAAACUUCAAGUUCAAAGGAAGGCCAGUUGUAUAGCUUAUAUCACCAGCAUAACUGUUUUCAGCUGUGCUAACAUAAUUGCACAAGGGUUUUCU